UCAGAUUCAUUGUGUCAACCUGAAGAAGGGAAGGUGAUUCGAUCUCUCAACUUUCUUCUAUAUAUAGAUAGAGAUAUGUUAUUUAAUUGAUGCAUCCAAUAUCAUUGCAGGAAUUCACAGGAAAGGAAGCAAUUAAUUAAUUAAGCACUAGACUUAAUUAAUUAAUUAAUAAAGCAUUUGGAUCUACCAGGCAAAAUGAGUCAAACACUCGGGAGCAAGGCGGAUGGGAGCUUGGCCGAAGGCAGCGGCGGCGACAGCAGGAAAGGCAAAUGUGGGUUGUUGACGAUGAAGGUGAUCAGAGACUGGAAAGACAAGGCGUUGGAGGACGUAGAGAAAACCUUUCAUAUUCAAUUUGAGGGCUUCACUCUUUCUAAGGGCCUCAUCUUAAAGGCCCAAUUUGAAGUUUACAACCCUCUCAGUUGCGCCAUUCCCAAGUGGAAGUCCAUCCGUUACUCUGUUAAAAUUGCCGACUGUUACAAUCUCGAAAUUCCCGGCAGCGGCAGGGAAAUUGCUAAUGGUAAAGUGCCCUCUAAGUGGCUGAGAGCAAAGGAGAAGACGACGGUGGAAAUGACAAUAAAUGCUUCGCUGAAACAUGUGGGAGAUAAGUUGCAAGAAAUAAUACUUCAAACUAUAAUUGAUGGGCUUCUCAAGGUUGAAUUGGAAAUCACCUUCCGCUAUCCCAUUAUCGGGAAACAUACGAUACACCCCAAAUUCCCGAUCGAUGUGUCAGUUUCCGAUGCCCUGGGAAAACACUUGAGCCCCAACCUUUACAAAGUGCUCCAAGUGGUAUUGCGUACCGUCGAGGGCAAUACGAAGAACAUACCUGAUGCUCUUCUUGAAAUCUUAGAAGCCCUGACGCGUUAUUACGAUGACAAGAAGAAGGCUCUUGAUCAUGUUGCGGAUGACUUUAUGAAAAACAACUUGGAACAGAUCACGGUCACUGUUCAAUUGCUGGAAAAAUGCUUGAUCCCUUCACUUAACAAAGUGCUCCGAGUGGUAUUGGAUACUAUCGAGGGCAAUAAGAAGAACAUACCCGAUGCUCUGCUUGAAAUCUUAGAGGCGCUCACGCAAUAUUACGAUGAUAAGAAGAAGGCUCUUGAUCAUGUUGCGGAUGACUUUAUGAAAGACAACUUGAAACGGAUCUCCGUCACCGUUAAAGCUAUCGAAAAAUUCUUAAAUUCUGGAGAAUAUUUGGGUGACUUGAAGGACAUGUUCAAGAAAAACGUGAACAAGCUUGUUGAAGCUGUGAAAAAAAUCUAGAAAAGAAUCCGUGACAUAUUAAAGGGCCCGGUAUUAUUAUAAACUGAUCCGCAGAUAAAUAAAUAAAAUUGUCGGUCAGUCGAUCUAGGGUUCGUAGCACUUGUGACACUCGUGAUGCCUCAAGGUCAUUCCACAAAUAAUUUGUACAGCAUGUAAUGAGAGCUAUUAUGCAAAUAAAAUAAAGAGCAUCUGGAAUUGCCACUAGCUAAAA
Molecule: messenger RNA, 1471 nt
Organism: Rhododendron vialii
Lineage: Eukaryota; Viridiplantae; Streptophyta; Magnoliopsida; Ericales; Ericaceae
Exons: 3
Coding region: 196-1260 (354 amino acids)
Source: RefSeq, a predicted model, not a curated record